AUGGUUGCAAUAUACACCUCCAUUAUUAAGGCCCACCUCAAUGCUGGGAAGACCAAGGGAGCUCUCGAGGCCUACCGUGGCAUGUUAGCUGCUGGGGUUGCCCCCAACUCUUACACUUACACUGUUUUAAUCAAGGGACUCACUACUGACCCCAACUUUUUUGAAGAUGCCAAGAAGUGCUUGCUUGAGAUGAUGGACAAGGGGAAGCGGCCCAAUGUUGCUACUUAUACUGCGGUGAUAGAGGCCUUUGCAAGGCAGGAGGACAAGGCAGCUGAGGAGGAGGGCAAAGACUUGGUGUGGGUGAUGAUGAGUAAGGGGUUUGUGCCUAAUGCAAAAGCAAUGAGGGAGGUUCUAAAAGAAUGUACGGCCAACAAAUGUAAUAAGAAGGGUCAUGAAUAUUGUACUUUCCAAGUUGAAAGGCUGAUGUUGUGCUUAAUCAGUGUUACGCCAGCAGCUUCAGGAUUAGGAGGUUUGAUAUAUGCGAGAGCUAGUGAGGAUAGAAAAUCAUAG
Messenger RNA from Rosa rugosa (rugosa rose), 510 nucleotides. RefSeq names its product pentatricopeptide repeat-containing protein At4g38150-like. Bases 1 to 510 code for a protein of 169 amino acids. NCBI's taxonomy places the organism in Eukaryota, Viridiplantae, Streptophyta, Magnoliopsida, Rosales, Rosaceae. Gene Ontology annotation, molecular function: protein binding. The record is from RefSeq and is a predicted model, not a curated record. The transcript has a single exon.